CCUAAAAUUCGAUAUCUCUUUUGAAUUUUUUAGCCCUAGCCCUUGGUCCAAUUCCUAUUUUAGGGUUUUGUUUUUCUCUCACUGCUCUAAACUUCAAGCUCUAAACUUUUUUGCGUUCGGCUGCUCAAGCCCAAUUAACCUCCUUUCGUCUUCUCCUUUCUCUUCCUCCUUUGCGGUUCCCUCUGUUACCCAAAAUUUAAAAUAUUAUUCUUUUAAUUCCUUCAAUUUCAGAAAAUAGAAAACUAUAUCUAAAACCUUCUUGUUUUGGAUAUGCUUCAAUGGUUUUGCCGGUGAAACAAGGUGAGAUGGAGACUGCAACCAUUCCUGUUACCAUGCCUGUUACACCUAUUACUCCUACUGACAAUAAUGAGCCACUUAGUUCUGAAGUACAGCCCAAUAAACGUAGGAGGAAGAAGUCUAUUGUCUGGGACCAUUUUACUGUGGAGACUGUAGGAGAUGGAUGUAUCAGGGCCUGCUGUAAUCAUUGCAAGAAAUCAUUUGCAUACAUUUCUGGUUCAAAGCUAGCUGGCACUAGCCACCUUAAAAGACACAUUGCCUUGGGAAUCUGCCCAGUGAGCCGUAACAGAAAUCAACAGACACUAGACUCUAAAACUAGUAAUGCUACUGAUGAACCAAAAAAAAGGUACCGAGCAACUCCUGGAUAUGCAAACAUUCCGUUUAACCAGGAACGGUGCAACCAUGAGAUAGCUAAGAUGAUCAUACUGCAUGAGUAUCCCAUACACAUCGUGGAACACCCUGGUUUUAUUGAUUUUGUGAAGACUCUUCAACCCCAGUUCAAUAUGGUGAGCUUCAAUACUAUUCAGGGAGAUUGUGUUGCUAUGUACCUGAAAGAGAAGCAAAGCCUUCUCACUUUUAUCAGCAAAAUUCCAGGACGAGUCAGCCUUACAUUAGAUUUGUGCAUUUCAAAUCAAACUGUGGGCUAUGUUUUCCUAACAGGACAAUACAUUGAUAGUGAAUGGAAUUUGCAUCGCUGCCUGCUUAAUGUAGUCAUGGUACCUUCUCUUGAUUCAGACAGUGCGUUACAGCAAGCUGUUGUGUCCUGCCUAUCUGAUUGGCAUUUGGAGAAUAGGCUAUUUACCCUCACUCUUGAUCAGUUCACAAAUGAAAACAUAAAUGGAAGUCUGAGAGCCCUAUUUUCCGUGAGGAACCCUUAUAUGUUUCAUGGUCAGUUAUUGGUUGGAAAUUGCUUUGCUCGUGUUAUAAGUCUUCUUGCACAAGAGGUGCUAUGGGCUGUGGGGGAAACUGUGAAGAAAAUCCGAGAAAGUGUCAAGUUUGUGAAAACUUCUGAUACUCAUGAAGAGACAUUUUUUCAUCUGAGGGAACAACUUAAAGUCCCUAGCAUGAAAGACAUAUUCAUUGAUGACCAAGCAAAAUGGAACACAACAUAUGACAUGUUGGUGGCUGCCUGUGAACUAAAGCAAGUAUUUCUUUGCUUGGAAACCUCUAUUCCUGAUUAUAACAUAGCCCCAUCAAUGGAUGAUUGGAAGCAGGUGGAAAUUCUCUGCAGAUACUUGAAGCUUUUCUUCGAUGCUGUCAGUAUUUUAAGUGCCCCAACAUACCCGACUGCCAGUGCAUUCUACCAUGAAGUGUCAAAAGUUCAAUUAGAGUUGACGCAUGCAGCAAUGAACAAUGACCCCUUCAUCAGCAACUUGACCAAACCUUUGAAGGAGAAGUUUGAUAGAUACUGGAGUGACUGCUUCUUAGUUUUGGCUGUUGCUGUGAUAAUGGAUCCAAGAUUCAAAAUGAAACUUGUUGAGUUUAGCUUCUCUAGGAUAUAUGGUGAGGAUGCUGGAAUGUGGAUUAAGAUUGUUGAUGAUGGUAUUCAUGAGCUCUACCUUGAAUAUAUUGCACAAGCACUCUCUCCGCCUGAAACAUUUGUGGAAGAACGGAAUGGGGGCCUCAUCCCCAAAACUGAACCCCCUGAAGAAGGAUACCUUCUAGAGGCACCACCUGAAGAAGGAUACCUUCAAGAGAGACCACCUCGAGAAGGAUACCUUCAAGAGGGACCACCUGAAGAAGGAUACCUUCAAGGGGGACCACCUCAAGAAGUAUCUUAUCAGGAAGUAGCUCAUCAAGAAAUAGCUCUUCAAGAAAUAUCCCAUCAGGAAAUAGCCCCUCAAGAAAUACCUUCUCUAGAUCCUCUUAUUUCUAUUGGAGAUGGACUCUCAGAUUUUGAGGUAUAUAUCUCUGAGAUCAGUGGUAGCCAGCUGAUGAAAUCAGAAUUGGAUCAAUAUCUUGAAGAGUCUCUUUUGCCUCGGAUACAAGAUUUUGAUAUUUUGGGCUGGUGGAAACUAAACCAGACAAAGUAUCCCACUCUCUCGAGGAUGGCUUCUGACAUUUUGUCAAUACCAUUUUCGACUGUUGGUCCGGAUUCUGUUUUUGACACACACAGAAAAAAGAUGGAUAAUUACCGCAGCUCAUUGCGUCCGGUGACACUUGAAGCUCUGAUAUGUGCAAAGGAUUGGCUCCAGUAUGGAGCAUCACAGAGUACCAAUGCAAGUGUGAGGAUGGAAUUCUAGGUAUAGAUUUUGUUUUCAUCUUUUACAGGAUACAGUAGAUAGGUCUCUUAGUUGUGUCUCGUGUCAUUAUAAAUCCUAUUCCCUUUCAUAUUUUCAUUAGAUGUUUUAUAGGAUUCGGAUUAACUAAUCAUGGAAUUGACAUCAUUCUUGGAUUCAGUGAAUCAAUUCCUUAGAUUCAAAUAAUUAUCUUUUGUGGUGUUUUUAAGCUCCCUUUAUUUGAUGCAUUCUUUCCUUAUAUAACUUAUUUUUAAAUCUGUUGAGUAAUUGGCAGC
Molecule: messenger RNA, 2812 nt
Organism: Durio zibethinus
Lineage: Eukaryota; Viridiplantae; Streptophyta; Magnoliopsida; Malvales; Malvaceae
Source: RefSeq, a predicted model, not a curated record